Messenger RNA from Ectocarpus sp. CCAP 1310/34, 1532 nucleotides. The record is from the annotation of a GenBank genome assembly. NCBI's taxonomy places the organism in Eukaryota, Phaeophyceae, Ectocarpales, Ectocarpaceae.
UUGUUGUCAUAUACGGUACAUACCACAUCAGAGUGGGAGACAACGGGAGAAAAAGAAGGUAAGGUGGCCCAGCCCUGUCUGUUCCUGGUACAGUGGUUCCUAUUUACGGUUUGGCGACGGCGUCACGAUUAGUGUGGAAAUAGUUAUGUAGGCUCUCGUAAGGUGCAGAAGCGCAGCAGACCCAUGUCGUCUCCAACAAAAAAUAUAUAGUCUUACAUCAAACAGCGGCUUAUUUUUUUUGUUUUGUCUCUCUUUCCCCUUGCCCCCCCCCAGAGGUGCGCCGGGAUGGAAUGGAUGCGAAACGUCAUUUUCGGCGAGGGCAACGAAGGAGAAACCUCGUCACCAGUCAGGAUUAUUACGAGGCAUUUCACGGCGACCGGCGAGGAGAAAGAGGACAGCGAUGAUGCAGGAACACAUCGUGAGAUGUAUCCAGCGCGCAAGAGUAAGUUGAAGCCUCUUGGCUGUUAGGGUCACAUUAGUCGCAGCAGUGAAUACCUUUGUAGUCGUGUCAUCCCUUGUUUGUUCUCCUGUGUGUUACUCCAUUCGUUACGAACGAUCGGUGUGUCGCCCUGUUCAUAUUCCGACGACAUUGCCGCGAAGAAAGGUGAACGCUCCAGACCGUCCAAAAGAGAGCAGAUUGCGUCGGAGUCUAAUAUUUUCCUUGUUGUGUUUCGAAUGCUGUUGGGUGCAAGUACGCCGAGAGGACUCCGACGAGGAGGAGGAUGACGGCGACGUGGAGGAUUCGGACGAAGAGGCGGAGCGCGACAAGGAUGCAGUCCGUGAGAUGCAUGAAGCCGCCAGAGGAUUCGGUGAUAUUUCGGAGUUGUACAAGGUGUACGUGAAAGAGCGUAAGAAUUCCGUGGCCGCGGAGCUCUCGUACCCCAGUGAAAGAUAUCAGAUCUCAAGACCGCGCGGGCAAGUCCUGUACGACAUCGCCGGGUGGGCGACCAGCAAGGCUUUGACGCAUCAAGCAAGACACAAUCUUUCCCAGGAUUGGGUGCGUGUCGUCCAACACAACACUCGCCGGUCCAGUCGGGAGGCGAUGUUUACUAAUGUCAUGCUGAGAGAUUUCGUAGCGGGAGUCGAUCACAAGAACGACCUGAAGAACGGUCCCGGACUUCUUUACCCGACGAUGGAUUGGGUAGAGUUUGUGUAUGCCGUGGAGAGGGGCAUCUUCCAUUUUCUGAAAAACCUUAUCUUCCUUGCUGCUGGCCUUGGGGACUUACCAGCCCAGAUUUUCAAAGUUGUAAGCGAGGCGGAGGUCGUGGAGGGAACGUGGGGAAACUGCUGUCCACCUGGUCCUCCCGCCAUCGACCCUUGUGUAUCCCAGGAUAUGUUUCUUUUCGAAGUCGGGAAGAUCCUUGACGUGCGAGUGGGUGACUACGCGAAGAGUGUAACGGAAAAUACUUCCCUCAAGUUCACGAAGGCCGCGCUUGGUUUACGGCAACAGCUAAACGCACAGGUCAACACAAAGGGACGGGCGGGUGGAGGGGCCGGUAGUGGCGGAGCAGAGGGAGGUGUACAGGGGGACG